AUGACUUUUCACAAAAAGACCGGAUGGCUUAGGUACCUGUGGUAUGCUUUCUUGUUCGCAAGCCUGUCGACUGUGAUCAUAGUUGCGCUAGUGAAACAUGCACAUAAAAACAAGCAUCAGGGCGUUGGAUGGUCCAAAUCAAACCGACCCAAAGACUCUGGCUUCUGCGACUCUGCAUUGUGGACACACGAUCCAGACGGCGUUCCGCCGAUUGACGCUUUCCGCCACGUCUCCCAGGCAUCGUUCGAGUUCCCGGUCUCCGCGCAUCUAGUGUUCACCGCGGAGGGAGAGCCUGCUCUUGCACACGGUACGAUCGAGAUUGACGACUCGGGCGAAGCGGGCGCGGAUACUGUCAAUGUCGACAUCACGGCGUACUCCAAUAAUCUCAGGGAUCUGCUCGACGAGACGAAGGCGUGCCAACUGACUCCAACAAAAAAUCCUGUUCAUGGCGUUGGAAUCUAUACAAACAAGCAUCGACCGAACUUCGCUUAUUCAUACCAAAGGAUGGUGACAUGGCACAUUAAAGUGCGACUACCCGCCCCUUCGGGGAGGUCACCGAUCAACAUAACCGGUUUGAGCACACACAUGCCUAUGUUCGUGCAUCAUAUCGGAGACAUUGCACGCAGCGUGCAUUUCACUGCGCUGUCCUCGAAUUCUUUCGCGGUACCCAUUUCCGUCCAAUCUCUGGCAGCAGAGAGGGUGACAGUGGAAACAAUGGAUGGAACAAUUACGGGGACGUUCAAUGCAUCGCGCUCCCUCUCUCUGUUCACGACGAACGCACCCCUGAAAGUGGACGUUGGCAUGCUCAGCUCGCGCGACGAUGGUCUAUUUUCGACAGAUUUGUCCAUCCAGACAAUGAACGGGAAUGUUACGGUGUCUAUGCACGACAACGUGUAUGCUAACUGUGUCCUUUGCAAAGGCCCGUCACUGCGAACAUCAGCCUGCAUGCCACGACAGCUUCCGGCACGGGGGGGCGUGUUCGAGGUCGGUUUAAAGACAAGCAAUAGCUCAUUAACCAUAGCGAUGCUCGACGCGCCACCUGAUCACAUUCUCCGCAUGAACGCGCAGACAUGGGGCGCGUCAGCGAAUGUCGUACUGCCGAAGACGUAUGAAGGCGAGUAUCACCUCAGAUCCCCGCCCAUGGACAGUCCAGCCAUACAUGUCGCGGAUUUGGAGGAUCCCGCGGGCCGCGGACGUCGACGUGUUGUGGAGAAGCAUAACGUCAAGGGAGUCAUUGGAGGCACAAUUCAGUGGCUGCCUUCUAUUCGCAAUACCCACUCAGGGGUAGUCAAUAUCUGGGCGUCGAAGCUGGGCAUGAGUUUGUCUCUAUAG
Messenger RNA from Postia placenta MAD-698-R-SB12, 1332 nucleotides. RefSeq lists its product as hypothetical. The transcript is spliced from 4 exons. NCBI's taxonomy places the organism in Eukaryota, Fungi, Basidiomycota, Agaricomycetes, Polyporales, Adustoporiaceae. The coding region runs from base 1 to 1332 and encodes 443 amino acids. The record is from RefSeq and is a predicted model, not a curated record.